Molecule: messenger RNA, 1806 nt
Organism: Paramuricea clavata
Lineage: Eukaryota; Metazoa; Cnidaria; Anthozoa; Malacalcyonacea; Plexauridae
Source: the annotation of a GenBank genome assembly
AUGCCCGAUCGGGGACCUGGGGUUUGGAAACUGAACACUUCCAUUUUGGCGGAUGAGAUCUUUACCACUCGUGUUCGCGGCUUUUGGCGUUCGUGGCAGGAUCAGAAGCAUUUGUUUCAUUCUCUUGAUUUGUGGUGGGAUGCUGGUAAAGCCUGUUUAAAGUCGUUGAUGAAGCGAUAUUCGCGAGAAAAAACUCGGUCACGUCGUGCUCGCAUUUCCUCCUUGGAGAAUACUUUGUAUCACCUUAGUCGCCGCGAACAGAAUGCUGAUGAUGUGGCUCGUUUCAUUAAGGAAACCAAAGAUCUUCUUGAGCUUGAACAUCAGCAUCGUGCAGAUGGGGCUAAGCUUCGUGCUAAGGAACAAUGGGCAGAAGAGGGUGAAUCGUCAUCGUCUUAUUUUUUCCGUCUUGAAAAGUCUCGAGCCAUCCGUAAGUUAUUCACUGGAAUUCGGAAUGCGCAAGGAGUUGUUGUCCGUUCUGUUUCAGCUAUUAUUCGUGUCUGGUGUCUUUUUUAUGUCCAAUUGUUCACCGCCUGUAUUCUUUCUCCAGUGGAUCAGGAUUUUUUUAUUAACUCUUUGGACUUGGCCUUAUCCGAUCGCGAGUCUGCCUUAUGUGAAGGUGAUAUUACUCCUGCUGAAUGUCUUGCGGCCCUUAACAGUUUUCGUAAUAACAAGUCGCCUGGCAUCGAUGGUUUGCCUUAUGAAUUUUAUAAGUGUUUUUGGGAUGUUCUUGGUUCUGAUCUUGUUACUGUAUUGAAUGACUGUCUUGUGCAAGGCUCAUUGUCAUUUACACAGCGUACUGGACUCAUUUCCUUGCUUUAUAAGAAGAAUGAUAAGCUGGACACUAAGAAUUGGCGCCCUAUUUCUUUGUUGUGCACUGAUUACAAGAUCUUGGCCAAAGUUUUGACCAAUCGUCUGAAAUCCGUCAUCUCUUCGGUCGUCUCAUCUUCCCAAACCUGUGGUGUUCCUGGUCGUUUUUCUGGUGAAAGUGUUCGUCUCCUCCAGGAUAUUAUCAAUCAUUCAAAUGGCAAUGACAUUGGUGGUGCUCUGAUUUCGCUUGAUCAGGAAAAGGCUUUUGAUCACGUGGAAUGGUCGUUUCUGCAACGUGUUUUAGUGAAAAUGAACUUUGGUCCUUCGUUUCGGUCUUGGGUGCAGUUGCUGUAUUCUGGCAUUUUUUCACGUGUCCUUGUCAAUGGUUUCACCAGCGAAGCAUUUCAUGUGUCGCGGGGUGUUCGUCAAGGCUGUCCAUUAUCACCUCUGCUUUACAUUUUAGUUGCCGAAACUAUUUCUAGUGCUAUUAAAAAGGAUCCUCACAAUGAUGGUUUUGUUUUGCCUGAUGGUCAAUGCGUUAAGCUUUUCCAAUAUGCCGAUGACACAAGUAUUUUGGUGCGUUCCGAUCAAGCCCUCCUCUCUGUGUUCUCCCUCUUCGCGCGGUAUGAGAAAGCUUCUGGUGCGAAACUUAACAUGGGCAAGAGUCAUGGCUUGUUAUUUGGUUCCUGGCAUACUCGUCUGCACUUGCCUGUUCCAUUGAAUUGGAGUAAUGUCGCUAUCACUGUUCUUGGCUGUCGCCUGGGUAAUGAUGAUGCGGUUGACUGGAAUUCGUUGAUCGAACGUUUUGAGGGUAAACUUUGUUUAUGGAAGCAACGUCAGCUGACCUUUUGUGGCCGUGCCUUGAUUGCCAAUAUGCUUGGGUUGUCCAUUUUCUGGUAUCAAGCUACCAUCUUUGACAUGCCGAAAACCGUAAUAUUUCGUAUCAAUAAACUCUUGUUCCCCUUUAUAUGGGGUAAGAAACGUGAAUGGAUGGCUUGA